AUGAAUGAAAAGAACUCUUCCGAGGCGGCUCCUCAUUCAGAGUUCGUCCAAGAGACGCCCCCGGAAGCGGCUGAGGCCACAGCGCCACGCCGGGCCGCCGCCAUCAACAUCAUCCAGAAUCCCCUGACGCGUGUUUCGAAAGAACAGGCGGUCGUCGAUGCCCAGGCAUUUGCCGAGUCGCACAAUAUGUCCGAGCACGCGGAUCUAUUUGGCCGCGCUGCGAUCGUCGCACGAGAUCCCUCGGGCUUCGACGACAUGCCCGAGCUGGAUGAGCAAGAGCGGGCCGCACUGGCAUAUGAGCGGAAGCACAAAUGGCAUGGACCCUUCAUGCUUUGGUACUCGAUCGCGUUGUGUGCUGUCGGAGCCGCGACUCAAGGAUGGGAUCAGACUGGAUCCAAUGGAGCGAACUUGUCCUUCCCUGAAGAGUUCGGCAUUGCAGGUACAGGCCGAGAUGAGUGGAUUGUGGGAAUUGUCAAUGCGAUUAUUUUCCUGACGGCCGGUUUAAUUGGUGCUUUCAUCGUCGAUCCUCUGAACCACUACUUUGGGCGACGUGGUGAGAUCUUCAUCACGGCUUGCUGUUUGACUGCGACUCCAAUUGGCUCUGGAUUUGCCAAGUCGUGGCAAGGCCUUUUCGCAGCGCGAUUCGUGAUGGGCAUUGGCAUCGGUGCGAAGAAUGCGACAGUCCCAAUCUACUCCGCCGAAAUGGCUCCACACAGAAUUCGUGGAGCUCUCGUCAUGUUCUGGCAGCUGUGGGUUGUGGCCGGUAUUUUCCUCGGCUUCUGCGCCAACGUUAUUGUCAAAGAUACAGGCAAAAUCUCCUGGCGUCUCCAGCUGGGCUCUGCAUUCAUCCCCUCGUUUAUUCUCGGCUGCGGAAUCUGGUUCUGCCCCGAAUCCCCCCGUUGGCUGAUGAAGCACAACCGGCAUGCCGAAGGUUUCAAAUCUAUGGUGCGCUUGCGCGCGCAUCCUAUCAUCGCCGCCCGAGACUUUUACUACUCCCACAUCAUCUACGAAGAGGAGAUUAAGGAAGCGCGCGGAGCGGGAUACUUCUCUCGAUUGUGGGACUGCUUCGCAGUGCCCCGAAUCCGACGUGCUAAUUACGGUGCUUCAACGGUCAUGAUUGCCCAGCAAAUGUGUGGCAUUAACAUUAUCUCUUUCUACAGCUCAACUCUCUUCACCGAUGUUGGCUACACAGAUGUCCAAGCCUUGUAUGCAUCUCUUGGAUAUGGUGCCAUUCAGGUUGUCGCAACCAUCCCGACAUUGUUCCUGAUUGACACUAAAGGCCGCAGAACAUUAACUCUGAUUACAUUCCCACUCAUGUGUAUCUUCCUUUUGGCCGCCGGCUUGUCUUUGCUCAACACAACCGGUAGCCACGGAUCACGAAUCGGGCCUGUUGCGCUCUUCGUUUACUUGUUCACCAUUGCCUACUCGCUAGGUGAAGGACCCGUCGCUUUCCAGUACUCGGCCGAGGUUUUCCCCACCAUCCAGCGUGAGCAGGGCAUGGCUUGGGCUGUCUGCAUCAACAACACCUUUGCUGGUAUUCUGAGUUUGACAUUCCCCCGCAUGAGGACCGUCAUGACGCCAACUGGCGCCUUCGGAUUCUAUGCCGGGCUUAACCUCAUCGCUUGGGUGAUGAUAUUCUGUUUCGUGAGAGAAACCAAGCAGCUUACCCUGGAGGAGUUGGAUCAGGUCUUCUCGGUCCCGACGAAGAAGUAUAUCAGCCAUGAGCUGACUGUUUGGCUGCCGUGGUUCAUCAAACGCCACAUCUUCCGACAGAACAUCCCCAAGCCUCCGGCCAUCAUCGCGACUGCCAAUGAGGCCAACGGACUGAAGCAAUCCGACUACUAUCCUUCCAAAAUCGCUCCAGUCGGUGGAGCUGUGAUGGGCGCUCCCGCAUGA
Molecule: messenger RNA, 1896 nt
Organism: Penicillium macrosclerotiorum
Lineage: Eukaryota; Fungi; Ascomycota; Eurotiomycetes; Eurotiales; Aspergillaceae
Exons: 10
Coding region: 1-1896 (631 amino acids)
Biological process (GO): transmembrane transport
Cellular component (GO): membrane
Molecular function (GO): myo-inositol:proton symporter activity
Source: RefSeq, a predicted model, not a curated record